Molecule: messenger RNA, 1928 nt
Organism: Platichthys flesus (European flounder)
Lineage: Eukaryota; Metazoa; Chordata; Actinopteri; Pleuronectiformes; Pleuronectidae
Gene: napba
Product: N-ethylmaleimide-sensitive factor attachment protein, beta a
Exons: 10
Coding region: 143-1030 (295 amino acids)
Biological process (GO): synaptic transmission, glutamatergic; intracellular protein transport; SNARE complex disassembly
Cellular component (GO): terminal bouton; synaptobrevin 2-SNAP-25-syntaxin-1a complex; vacuolar membrane
Molecular function (GO): soluble NSF attachment protein activity; syntaxin binding
Source: RefSeq, a predicted model, not a curated record
CAGCCUCUCAGCAUCAGCACCAGACAUCAUCAUCAUCCUCCUCUUCCUCCUCCUCCACCUCCUCCUCCUCGCUCCUCUCUCCACUGCGGAUCCUCGGCCUGUUUUCUCCCGUAUCUCCUCCAGCGGCAGACCCCGGCUCGUCAUGGACAACUCCGGCAAAGAGAAGGAGGCCAUGCAGCUGAUGGCUGAAGCCGACAAGAAGGUCAAAAAUUCCGGAUCGUUCCUGGGAGGAAUGUUCGGGGGGAACCACAAGGUGGAGGAUGCUUGUGAAAUGUACGCCAGGGCAGCCAACAUGUUUAAGAUGGCAAAGAACUGGAGUGCUGCAGGCAAUGCGUUCUGUCAGGCCGCCCGGCUCCACAUGCAGCUCCAGAACAAACUGGACUCUGCCACCAGCUUCGUCGAUGCCGGCAACGCCUACAAGAAGGCCGACCCCCAGGAGGCCAUCAACUGUUUAAACCAGGCCAUUGACAUCUACACCGACAUGGGUCGUUUCACCAUCGCAGCCAAACAUCACAUCACUAUAGCGGAGGUUUAUGAAUCUGAGCUGGUUGAUAUUGAAAAGGGAAUUGCCCACUAUGAGCAGGCAGCAGAUUACUACAAGGGAGAAGAAUCUAACAGCUCGGCCAACAAAUGUCUCCUGAAGGUCGGACACUACAGCGCUCAGCUGGAGCAGUACCCCAAAGCUAUCGAAAUCUACGAACAGGUUGCUAUGAACACCAUGGACAAUCCUUUGUUGAAGUACAACGCUAAAGAGUAUUUCUUCAAGGCCUCGCUGUGUCACUUCAUAGUGGACGAACUGAACGCCAAGUUGGCCCUUGAGAGAUACGAGGAGAUGUUUCCAGCUUUCUCAGACUCCAGAGAGCUCAAACUGUUAAAGAAACUCCUAGAAGCCCACGAGGAGCAGAACUGCGAGGCGUUCACGGAGGCCGUCAAGGACUUCGACUCGGUGUCUCGUCUGGACCAGUGGCUGACCACCAUGCUGCUCCGCAUCAAGAAGACCAUCCAGGGAGACGCCGGGGACCUGAAAUAGACCCAUUUAAAGAGGGGGGGUGAAGGAGGGAGGGAGAGACAGGGCCAGAGAAGAUUAUGGCACAGGAGGGGGGGGCUAUUAAUUAAAGAGAAGGAAGGGAGGAGUAUGGGUAAGGAAAGACGUGCAAGGAGAAGAAAGGAUGAUUAUAAAGGAAUAAAGGAGGGACGGGUUGACUGAGGGAGUUUACAGCUGUAGAUAUGAGUCUGCAUGUGAAUCCCCCCCCCCCCCCCCCCCAGCAAUCUAAGCUUCACCUUUAAAACCACCGUGUCCCCCGUCCCCCUGCAGUAUUGCUCUCGUAACACUGGACAGAAAUGUACGUAAGAAAGAAUGGUAAAAAAAUUAUAAUAAAAGAAAACAAGUGUGUGCGUGAGAGAGAGAAAGUAUUUGUGGGGAAAGUGUGAGAUUUAUGGAUAUAUAUAUAUGUAAUUGAUAAAGGGAUAAUAAUGCUAUUUAAGAGAUACUUGAUAUUUAUUGUCAAUACUGACAAUAUGAUUUAUUGUAUAUUAUGGUGCUCAGUGUUACGGUUUGUCUUAAUAUGUUAGGUAUUAGCCCCUCUGCUCUCCUCUUCUCUUCCCCUUUGCUUCCUCUCCUCCAUCCUCCUCUUCUUCCUCUGUCUUCCCUCGUUCCUCUCCUCACUCCCCCGGCCCCAUCGGAUCAGUGAUAUCACCCAUCUGUGGUUCUUUGUGUUGAGGCCGACGGUCGGUCGGUGCAGUUCGCCACCGGCGCCGAGGCCCCGUCACCGCCUUGUUUGUGCAUGUCUGUUGUCGUGUGGAUUUAAGUGUUCUCCGUGUAUCGUGCUGACGUGUGAAGAACAUACAUGUAGGCUGGUAUCAUUUGCGUGAAAUCAGUAAAUAUGUACCUCAGAUACCGAGUUGAAAUUAAAAACACCAUCGUUCCA